AUGGCCGGUAUCCCCUUGCUGACCCUGUUCCUGCUUGGGCAGCUCCUGACUGUGACAGAGACGCAGAAAGUAGGACCCAGAGGUCCUCCAGGCCCCCAGGGCCCUCCAGGAAAGCCUGGCAAGGAUGGCAUUGAUGGAGAAGCUGGCCCUCCAGGUCUGCCAGGACCCCCAGGACCCAAGGGCACCCCUGGGAAAGCAGGGAAGCCUGGAGAGGCCGGGCUGCCUGGGCUGCCAGGUGUGGACGGUCUAACUGGUCGAGAUGGACCCCCUGGACCCAAGGGUGCCCCUGGAGAGAGGGGAAGUUUGGGACCCCCAGGGCCACCUGGGCUGGGGGGCAAAGGCCUCCCUGGACCACCUGGAGAAGCAGGAGUGAGCGGCCUCCCAGGUGGAAUUGGCCUUCGGGGUCCCCCGGGACCCUCUGGACUUCCAGGCCCCCCAGGUCCCCCAGGACCUCCUGGACCCCCUGGACACCCAGGGGUCCUCCCUGAAGGCGCCACUGACCUGCAGUGUCCUGCCAUCUGCCCGCCUGGGCCCCCAGGCCCCCCGGGAAUGCCAGGGUUCAAGGGACCCACCGGCUACAAAGGAGAUCAGGGAGAAGUCGGCAAGGACGGCGAGAAGGGUGACCCUGGCCCGCCUGGGCCCGCUGGCCUCCCGGGCACUGUGGGGCUGCAGGGCCCCCGAGGACUUCGAGGCCUCCCAGGGCCACUGGGUCCCCCUGGGGACCGGGGUCCCAUUGGAUUCCGAGGGCCCCCAGGGGUUCCAGGAGCACCUGGGAAAGUGGGUGACAGAGGCGAGAGGGGUCCUGAGGGAUUCCGAGGACCCAAGGGUGACCUUGGCAAACCUGGCCCCAAAGGGAUCCCUGGACUUGCUGGGCAGGCUGGGGAACCAGGCAUGCCAGGCAAAGAUGGUCGGGAUGGAGUUCCAGGUCUGGAUGGAGAGAAGGGCGAGGCUGGUCGGAAUGGUGGUCCUGGAGGGAAGGGGCCCAACGGUCUACCAGGUCUCCCUGGACGAGCAGGGUCCAAAGGCGAGAAGGGAGAACUGGGAAGAGCCGGAGAGUUGGGUGAAGCUGGCCCCUCAGGAGAGCCAGGUGUCCCUGGAGACGUGGGGAUGCCAGGAGAGCGUGGUGAGGCUGGCCACAGAGGCUCAGCGGGGGCUCUUGGCCCACAAGGCCCUCCUGGUGCCCCUGGCAUUCGAGGUUUCCAGGGCCGGAAGGGCAGCUUCGGGGAACCUGGUCUGCCGGGCCCCCAGGGCCUCCGAGGUGGCGUGGGUGACCAGGGCGCUGUAGGAGCUGCGGGUCGGAAGGGAGACCAGGGCAUUGCUGGUGCUGAUGGUCUGCCUGGUGAUAAAGGGGAACUGGGUCCCAGUGGGCCGGUCGGACCCAAAGGAGCGUCUGGCGACAGAGGCGAACCUGGCCCCAAAGGCAUCCAGGGUCCCAAUGGCACCAGCGGUGUUCAAGGGGUGCCAGGCUUCCCUGGCCCUGUGGGCUUUCAGGGGAUCCAGGGUGUCCCUGGGAUUACAGGGAAGCCAGGAGUCCCGGGAAAGGAGGCCAGUGAGCAGCACAUCAGGGAACUGUGCGGGGGCGUGAUCAGUGAGCAAAUCGCACAGCUGGCAGCUCACCUGAGGAAGCCGCUGGCACCAGGGUCCAUUGGGCGGCCUGGGCCUGCUGGACCCCCUGGGCCCCCAGGACCCCCAGGUUCCAUUGGCCACCCUGGUGCCCGAGGGCCCCCUGGAUAUCGUGGUCCCACUGGAGAGCUGGGAGACCCCGGCCCCCGAGGAAACCAAGGUGACAGAGGGGACAAGGGUGCUAUCGGCAUUGGCCUGGAUGGGCCUGAGGGAGACCAGGGGCUCCAAGGUCCCCAAGGGGUCCCCGGAACAAGCAAAGACGGGCAGGACGGUGCCCAUGGAGAGCCCGGGGCCCCCGGCGACCCUGGCAUUCCUGGUGCGGUGGGAGCACAGGGGACCCCUGGGAUCUGUGACACUUCAGCCUGUCAGGGAGCUGUGCUAGGAGGAGGUGGGGAGAAGUCGGGCGCAAGAAGCUCAUAA
This is a messenger RNA of Elephantulus edwardii (Cape elephant shrew), 2043 nucleotides long. It is a transcript of the gene COL9A3, whose product is annotated as collagen, type IX, alpha 3. The record is from RefSeq and is a predicted model, not a curated record. The transcript is spliced from 32 exons. Bases 1 to 2043 code for a protein of 680 amino acids. Lineage: Eukaryota; Metazoa; Chordata; Mammalia; Macroscelidea; Macroscelididae.